GGGACCGGGGGGGACCGCGGCCUCGAGUCACACCGCUCUCCGCGCACAGCUCUCCGCGGAGCAUCAACCGGACGCCGCAUUGGGCUGCUAUGGAGGGCGCCGGAGCCCGCCUCGGCUUCCAGGACCGUCGCUGCCCGUGAUUGUUUCCCCCUUUGCCCUCCUAGCGCGCGCGCGCGGGGCGCUCUUUUCAGCGAGAACAAUGAUUCCUGUCACUGAAUUCCGCCAAUUCUCUGAACAGCAGCCAGCCUUCCGUGUUUUGAAGCCAUGGUGGGAUGUAUUUACAGACUACCUUUCUGUUGCCAUGUUGAUGGUUGGUGUGUUUGGUUGCACAUUACAGGCGAUGCAGGAUAAGAUCAUAUGCCUUCCCAAGAGAGUCCAGCCUUCUCCGAAUAUAUCUCACCUUAAUAUGUCAGAUAUGGAUUCCAGUGCAGCUCAGUUCCUUCCACCCAAGCCAUCCACACCUCCUGCCACUGUUGAAAUGAAGGGCUUAAAGACUGACUUAGACCUCCAGCAGUACAGCUUUAUAAAUCAAAUGUGCUACGAGCGUGCCUUGCAUUGGUACGCAAAGUACUUUCCAUACCUUGUCCUUAUACACACAUUGAUCUUCAUGCUAUGUAGCAACUUUUGGUUCAAGUUCCCAGGGUCCAGCUCAAAAAUUGAACAUUUCAUUUCCAUUCUGGGGAAAUGUUUUGACUCUCCUUGGACCACAAGGGCUUUGUCAGAGGUUUCUGGAGAAGACUCCGAGGAGAAAGACAACAGGAAGAACAACAUCAACCGGUCAAACACGGUCCAGCCUACCACAGAAGGCAAUUUGGUCAGGACGCAGUCCUUAAAAUCCGUAUCUGAAAAAUACAUUGUGGAUAAAGGAACUCCGGGGGCUUUGGAUAAAAAAGAAGGAGAACAAGCUAAAGCGUUAUUUGAGAAGGUGAAGAAAUUCCGUCUCCAUGUUGAGGAAGGUGACAUACUAUAUGCUAUGUAUGUUCGCCAAACAGUGCUGAAAGUGAUCAAGUUUCUCAUUAUUAUUGCAUAUAACAGUGCACUUGUUUCAAAAGUUCAGUUUACAGUGGAUUGCAAUGUUGAUAUUCAAGACAUGACAGGAUAUAAGCACUUUUCUUGCAAUCAUACAAUGGCACAUCUUUUUUCUAAACUCUCAUUCUGCUACUUAUGUUUUGUAAGUAUUUAUGGACUGACGUGCCUUUAUACGUUGUACUGGCUCUUUUACCGCUCUCUGAAAGAAUAUUCGUUUGAGUACGUCCGGCAAGAGACUGGAAUUGAUGAUAUCCCAGAUGUCAAGAAUGACUUUGCUUUUAUGCUCCACAUGAUAGAUCAGUAUGAUCCUCUUUACUCGAAGAGAUUUGCUGUAUUUCUUUCAGAGGUCAGUGAAAACAAACUGAAGCAGCUGAAUUUAAACAAUGAAUGGACUGCCGAUAAACUCCGGCAAAGAUUGCAAAUGAAUGCCAAUAACCGUUUGGAAUUGCAACUGUUUAUGCUGUCUGGACUUCCUGAUACAGUCUUCGAAAUUACAGAGCUUCAAUCCUUGAAACUUGAAAUUAUUAAUAAUGUCAUGAUACCGGCUACCAUUGUGCAACUUGACAAUCUCCAAGAGCUUUCCCUAUACCAAUGUUCUGCAAAGAUCCACAGUGCAGCCUUGGCAUUUCUAAAAGAAAACCUGAAAGUCUUGAAUGUCAAGUUUGAUGACUUCAGAGAACUUCCACCUUGGAUGUACGGGCUCAGAAAUUUAGAAGAAUUAAACUUAAUUGGUUCUUUAUGCCACGACAUUUCUAAAAAUAUAACUUUGGAGUCUUUUCGAGAGUUGAAGAACCUUAAAGUUCUGCUCAUUAAAAGCAACCUGUCCAAAGUCCCACAGUCAGUAGUUGAUGUUUCAAGUCACCUUCAAAAAAUGUGCAUUCAUAAUGAUGGCACUAAACUAGUAAUGCUCAACAACCUGAAAAAAAUGGUCAACUUGACCGAAUUAGAGUUGUUGCACUGUGAUAUGGAACGCAUUCCUCAUGCUGUUUUCAGCCUUAACGCUCUUCAGGAGCUGGAUCUUAAGGAAAACAAUCUGAAAUCUAUAGAGGAAAUUGUUAGCUUUCAACACCUUAGAAAACUUACAAUCCUUAAGUUAUGGCACAACAGUAUAACCUACAUCCCUGAGCACAUAAAGAAGCUCACCAGUCUAGAACGGCUUUCUUUUAGUCACAACAAGAUAGAGGUUCUCCCAUCCCACCUUUUCCUAUGCAACAAAAUUAGAUAUUUAGACUUAUCUAACAAUGACAUACGAUUCAUCCCCCCUGAAAUUGGGGUUCUACAAAGUUUACAGUAUUUCUCCAUUUCUUGCAACAAAAUAGAGAGUGUGCCAGAUGAGUUAUACUUUUGCAAAAAAAUCAAGACACUGAAGAUUGGGAAAAACAACUUGUCUAUUCUUUCACCUAAAAUUGGAAAUCUAGUGUUGCUAUCCUACUUGGACAUUAAAGGAAAUCACCUGGAGUUUCUUCCCCAUGAACUUGGUGACUGCAGAGCUCUUAAAAAGAGUGGACUUGUGGUUGAAGACAUCUUAUUCGAAACUCUGCCUUUGGAUGUUAGAGAACAGAUGAAGGCUGAAUAAUAUUCUCAGCACUCCGUGCAAACUUUCUGCCAAAUGCCUUGUACAUAACUAAUAUGCCUUCAAGUCUUUAUCUUAUUUUGAUGUAUUUUGACAUUUUAUAUAUGGAUCAUUUUGGAAUAUAUGUAUUACAUGUAAACAUUUAUAUUUAUAUAAGCUUUCUUCUACCCCACCCACUUCCAUGUUUACAUUUCUUUUUUAAAUUUCAGCCUUAUAUUGUAUGUCUCUACUUUUUACUCUGUUUUGUUGAGAUGAAAUUGCUGACAUCUGCCUUAAAAAAAAUGCCCUAGCUCAAACGAAGAUAAUCAUCUUUAAAAAUAAAUAAUUUAGGUAACAUAUUUAAGUAGAAUAAUAUAUGGUUGCUGUAGCAACUGGGAUUCUUUCUAUUCUGCUUUUCAAAAAUCAUCUAAAUGCUUUAAAACUGAAAAAAAAAGUGUUCUUUAUCUUGUUUUAUUUCCUCGUUGCGGGUAAUGGCUUUUGCAAGUCAGAUUGCCCUGUCCUUAGGACUUCUUUAUAUCAAAACAGCAACCAAUCAUUGAUAAAAGAGACGUCUUUGCUGGUGACUGUUCUGUGCUCCUCAAACUUAUGCUGCUAUUGCUGGCAAUACAACUUGUUCUUUAGAAGACUGAAUUAAAAUCGCACUUUAGCUAGGAUUCAGUUUUAUUUAAAUUUCUUUUGAGUCUCUUGACUCCAUCUUUAGUAUUCUUAGUUAUAAUCAGAACAUGAGUCUGGAGAUUAUGUUCUGACACUAUGAAUCUCUUUUUUUUCAUCUCUCCUUUUGUAUGUUAUCUCUGAUUCCUAAAUCUACAUUAGUAAGUCUUUGCAAAUUGCAACCAGAUACAAUUUUGCACGAAGUAGUUUCUAUCAUGAAUCUUUCUUUCAUGAAUACCUUCAUAAUUAUCUACAAAGAGAGGGAAGGAUCAAAUUUAUGCUGUUUUAAUAAUAAGGGAUUUCUCCUUCGUCCUGGUUUCCCACAAAGAAUUAUAGGAAUUUAAUGAGUGGGAGGGUUAAAAAUUCUAUUAAUUAUUUCCUCUGAUUCUCACACUGUUAAGAAAGUACAGCAUCUUGGAUUCCUAUGAAGUGACAAAUGUGUGGUUUUGAAAUAUUUUGGACUUGGUUUUCCAUGAAAAUGUAGCAUGCAAAUCAAUUAUGAUAGUAAACAGUCAAGAAAUAACGAAGUUCUAGUUUAAAAAAAAAAAAAACAACCUCAUGCUUGGUUGCAGAGAAAUAAUUCAGUUCAGAAGGAUUUAUUUCCAGUAUGUUACAAAGAAAAUGUAAACAGAGCUCUAUACUGUAGAGAAUAUUCCAGAAAGAUGUCUACGUGUGGAAGAAGUCUUCCCUGAAUGUAGUCAUUACAGAUGUAAUUUGCACUUGAACAUCUAUCAUCAAAUGCUGGGUGGAUUAUUAUCCGAGGUAUGCAAGGUGUUCACAACUAAUUGCUUGUGUGCAGUCAAGCAUCAUAGUGAGUCUUUAGUAUAUUGUAAUGGGAAAGAAGAAUAGACUCAGAUUUAUAUAGCUUGAUCUCCUUUUCCAUCAUAGCCAAAAAGUUGUAAAAAAAAAAGCCUGACACAUAAAAAAAAACCCAGCUAGAGGCUUUGGGCAGGGCACAAAUAGAUAUCCUGGGUGGGUAGGAAUGGAGGUCCAGGGUGAGGCACAGAUUUAGGCCCUGACUGUUAUACAAAUAGAGGCCAUGUGCAGGAGAUGAAUGGAGAUUGUGGCAUGUGAAGAAGCCCCGACUGAACUGGCACAAAAUAACUCUCAGCCAAUGUAGAAGUGGGGCAUGGUGCAGUAGGCAGGGCUGCGUGAUAGAAAAGCUGGUGGCAGCAGAUGAGGUUAUAAAAAUGAGGUCCCAAAUUUUGUUCCCUUGAGGGAACUACAACAGUUGAAAGUUUUGAGAAAAGGUCACAAAUUGUUUAGAGCCGUUGUAACUUCAAAUGGUUACUGAACAAAUGAAUAUUAAGUAUAGCUAAACUAAGUUAAACUGGAGUAGACUUGAUUCUACCUGCUUUGUCGUAUCCCGUGAAGCCAAUGACAAGGUUUCUGCUCCCACUAUUUAACAAGCACCUUCACAAGGAAUCUGACUUGAAAACAAUACACUCAAGUGUUUGCCGAGUGUCUAGAUUUGUCUUUCUUGGUAGAUUAACCAAACUAAGCAUCUGGUCUAAGACAAAAAAUGAAAUCUUCAUAAAACUAGUUACUUAGUAAAAAAAAAACAGCUUCCACAUUAUACGUGUUACAAUCUCAUGUGCUCUUUUUCUUAAAAGGCGGAGGCCUCCAGGAUCAGACCUGUCAACACCCAUGUUCUUUUCCUAGGGCAGGAGUCCCCAAACUUGGCAACUUUUAAGACUUGUGGACUUCAACUCCCAGAAUUCUCCAGCCAGCUAUCCACAAGUCUUAAAGUUGCCAAGUUUGAAGACCUCUGUCCUAGGGUGAUAUUCAGUAUACUCACCACCAGAGCAGGAGAACAGAAGGCCCUUCCAUCGUUGUUCCCCUUCAAUUGGUACUCAAGGCACAUUGCUGAUUUAUUUUCUAAUUUAUUUGACCCCCCCUUAUUGGUACCACUUGAUUGUCAGUUCCAUCAAUUGUCUUAAAAAAAAUACACACUGAUACAUUCCAACUUCGUUGAUUAUGUAUUUAUGUUUCUUUGGCAUGGCUCAAUUCUGCACAUGUUGGAAUCGGAACCACUGAAUUAUUCAAGCCUUCUUUGGGGUUCUUUAGGGUUACAUCGCUCCGUUCAGAGAUGAUCUCAUCAUUGUAAAACAGAAACAACCUCCACCAACCGAAACUCUUAAUCUUUCAGCAACAGUCUUGAAGAGGUUUUUCCUCCAUUCAGAAGACUUGUCUAUAUUACAAGCAGUUCUCAGUUUUAUAGUGGCUUAACUGCCAUGAACUUUGAGAAAUGAUGUUUGCUAGAGACUCUGAAAUGCAAUUCUGUUAGAACUACAAUUAAUAGCCUAGAGCCUAGGUUAUGCAGUAUUUCCUAGUGUUUUUGUAUGAAGCUGGGAAUCCCAGGCCUUGACGCUAUUAAACAAUAAACUUCUACUUAAUGGAAAGCUACAUUAUUGUUAAAGCAAAUCCUUAUGCUAAGAUGGGAAAUGCAGACCGAAAUGCAGACCCUGCCAACUGCAUCUCACACUCUUGAUUUGUCUCUCAUCUUCAUUCUUUCCUUAAAAGUAUAAACAAGUCAAGGGUUGAAGUGAAACAUCCCAAGCUAAAAGAGUCUUACAAGCAGUCCAUUUUCUAAAUUCCUGAGAUUUUUCCAGGACACGAAGAGGAGAAAUGUUCUUUUCAGAGUCUUAAAUCUAUUCUAUAAACCAAAGUGCUGAUAAUAAACAAACUAUUUUAAGUUGUCAGUACAACUGGUGACUUCCUGUAGAGAUCUAUUGUAGAACUGAAGUCUUGUCUUACACUCAAGAGCAGAACUGAUACAGCCUAACCUUAUAAUCCGGUGAAGGUCUACUUUUGCUGCAAGGGCAUACUACAAGGGGUGGUUUAUCACCUAUAUGUGGAGGGUGCUAUUUCUGUAAUUGCACAAGACAUAACAUCUGCUGAAAGGAUGUCGUAUGCACUAUUCCUAUCCAGAGUAAUAAGAUGAAAGGGCACACAUAUAUCUACGCAUAUCCGUAAUUGCAAUUUCUUUCAUGCUUACAAUAUUAUAUAUUACUGAUCAGAGAUUGUAAACUUUGGGCAUUUAUGCUGGGAUAUGUUUUCUAUACAGGCAGUCCUUGAUUUACAACAAUUCAUUUAGUGACCAA
This is a messenger RNA of Thamnophis elegans (Western terrestrial garter snake), 6357 nucleotides long. It is a transcript of the gene LRRC8C, whose product is annotated as leucine rich repeat containing 8 VRAC subunit C. The transcript has 3 exons. The coding region runs from base 200 to 2605 and encodes 801 amino acids. Gene Ontology annotation, molecular function: protein binding. The record is from RefSeq and is a predicted model, not a curated record. NCBI's taxonomy places the organism in Eukaryota, Metazoa, Chordata, Lepidosauria, Squamata, Natricidae.